UAUGAAUCAUCAGCUGUCGUCAGUUUUCUAGAAAAACAAAUCGUAGUUGUGUGAAAUUUGUGCAAAUUUUUGUGGUUUCAAAACAGUUGAAAAAGUAAAGGGACAUGUCGGUUAAUACGGCUCACGCCAACAAUGGCGUGCUCAUCCAUGCUGGAGAGUACAUACUGCUCCACAGCGACAGUGUCUCCAUGGAGUUCUCCGGUCAGGACAAUCCCAUUUUCAAGGGCUCCAAACCGGGCAGGAUUUACCUCACCUCCCACAGGAUGAUCUUCAAUAGCAAGAAGUCCUCGGAUUCGAUGCAGUCCUUCAGUGCCCCCUUUGUUGCUCUUUCGGAUGUGGAAAUCGAACAGCCGGUUUUUGGGGCCAACUACAUCAAGGGAAAGGUGCGCGCUCAGCCAAAUGGAAACUACGUGGGCGAGGUCAAGUUCAAGCUGCAUUUCAAGGCAGGCGGCGCAAUUGAAUAUGGUCAAGCUCUACUGCGCUCCGCCAAGACGGCGAUGAACAACUACCACCGCGGUGGCUUGGCUGGUGAUGAUCCGCCACCCUAUCAGCCGGCUGGAGCCUGGAAUGAGGCGCCACCACCGGCUUAUCAGCCACCACCUGGCUACUACGGCUGGCUGCCGCAGCAUGAUGCCUUCAGUGGCCCUGCGCCGAAUACGGUCUUUAUGAGCGACAAUCCGCCGCCCUAUCCGGGUAUCGCACCACCUGCGCACCAACCAGCACCGCAACAGCCGCAGGCGCCGUCGUCGAAUGACCCCAAUUGGUAUGGUUUUUCAGCACCGCCACCGCAGCAGCAACAACAGCAGCCGGGCUACGGGCCACAAGGAUGGGCCGGUGGCUAUGUCCAGCCUCCGCCGUACGCCUCAUGUGCGCCGAAUUGUCCUCCACAACCGCCGUACGCCACACCGGCGCAGACGUACAAUGGUCCACAGCCAUAUGGCGGAUACGGCAAUGUGCCCGGCGGAUUCAACACGCCCGGAUUCCAGCAACCGAACGGAUAUCCAAAUGGCUAUCCAGGUGGACCACCGCCUCCCGGACAACAAGCAGCAGGAGCAGCCGGAGGAGCCGCCGCAUCUGGAGCCAGCUUUAUGGGCUUCAGCUUGCCCCCUGGAAAUUCCAAAGAAGCAGAAGCUGCAGCUAGUGCAUAUAACACACCCUACAACCAAGGCGGACCCAGUGGAUCAGGCAACAAUGAUUUACCACCUUCUUAUAAUAACUUGCCACCCAGUUAUGAUGAUGCAUCGAAAAAAAAUCACUAAAAGAAGCUGCAUACUAUAUUCCCUUACGAAGAAAUGCAAAAUAACUAAGUAAUUACAGCCCAUUCCGUUAAGGAUACUCGAAAAGGAACUAAUCUAUUUUUGUUGUUUUUUCGGGCAUUUAAAAUAUGCUUGAUUUUUGCUUACUAAGCUGCAUAAGCUGCAUAUUGUUCAUAUGCUUUAAUUUCUGGUCCCAAAAUUGGAUUUUCGCUCUUUCGGCUUGAAAAAUU
Molecule: messenger RNA, 1486 nt
Organism: Drosophila teissieri
Lineage: Eukaryota; Metazoa; Arthropoda; Insecta; Diptera; Drosophilidae
Gene: Wbp2
Product: WW domain-binding protein 2
Exons: 6
Coding region: 105-1259 (384 amino acids)
Biological process (GO): positive regulation of DNA-templated transcription
Cellular component (GO): nucleus
Molecular function (GO): chromatin DNA binding; transcription coactivator activity
Source: RefSeq, a predicted model, not a curated record